UCUGCUGCGAAUAAACAAGCUGCAGUCUACUUCGGUCCUGGAAUCCUCGCUCACCUGCCGGCGCUCUCUCGGGUUCUUCUGACGGCGCCUCGAAAGCAAAAUAUUUUUUUGUUUUUUGGACCCAAUAAUAUGUCAAAGCGUUCCCUUUGUCGUUCUGUAGCCAGUGCGCAAAGCGUUGGAAGCGGAAUAUGACUACGUUGAACGUGUGUCACGAGGAAGACUUUGACGUCGUCCAUCGAUGGUUGAGCGCUCAGUGACGGGGAAUCCACACCGCCAACUCUUGGGGUUCAACACCGCGUUCGCCUCAGAAUCGUGAUUGUUCCCUUCGCUUGCCGCUUUGUGUCAAGGUCAGCCGAGCGGCAAUUGCUCUCGUUUUGGUUCCGAAUGUGGAGAUGGGAUUCUGCUGUGGCUCAGUACAGGGGCGGCUCUAUUCGAGUGGGACACGGGGCCAACGGCCACCCCAAAAAUGCUAACCCGGUUUGACUUGACUGCGUUUCCGCAGGAGCACGUCCGGCAGGCAGACGAGCGCUGAAGGAUCCAGGAGGAGAUGCGGCCCGAAGAGAAAGCCACAGCGGCGUCGCAGGUGGACGGCGCGGGCCGAAGUGGAAUAGAUGUGCUUGAACUUGGCAACAUCGCAGACAUUGCCGAUGUCGAAGGACUGCGGGGCAGCAGGUCGGGACUCUCUCAAAGUCCAGUGUCUGCCCACCUAUCCGAGUCUCUGCCGGUGGAUUCUUUGUUGAGCGGGACAGCUGCGAGCGACGACGCCAAUGUGGUUUCGUCCUCGCCAAACUUGGACUUCAGCUUCGACUCGGACUACGCCGGCACCGCUAUCGCCGGCGACUUAAGCGAACUCAGCGGAAGGUCCUCGGAAAAGACGGACCGCGUCUCACCUGUCGACGUCUGCGAGCGCACUGCGGAAAGGGGUCAGUGCAACGUGAAGGCGAAAGACAGAACCGCUUCCAUACCUACCAAAAAAGCGAAGAAUGGCAGCCCGCCGAAGGACGACGACCACGAACAAGAGUGUGGAAGCGCACCGUCCCGGCGCAGCGUCGCCGAAGACGUCAGUUGCUGCUACAGGUCUGUGCACAGGGGCUGUCUGCAGUGCGUGGAGGAGACGCCGGCCAUGUUGUCCGGACUGGUGCUGUCUUUGGCUUUCUGCGUGGCCAUCAUCGUCCUCAUUCCCAGCACGGGAAGGAACAUUGACGUCCACGUGGGAGCUCUGUCGGUGGUGUGCGUGGUUCUGAGUCUGAGCGCCGGCCUGCUCGUGUGCCUACCGUGGCUGGCCACCGUGAGGCGCUGCGCCGGCGCACUGGCUCUCUUCGUCUGGGGGACGCUGUACGUCACCGCCAUCGUUUUCAUCUUCACCGGAGGACCUGUUACGACGUGGGAACAGGUCGCCUUCUUUCUCUUCCUGUCCUUGAGUGUGUACACAGUGCUGCCUCUCUCACUGGCCUGGGCUUUCAUGGUUGGGAUUUGGACCAGUGUCACACACAUCAUCAUCAUCAGUGUUUACGUCCCGGUCACGAGUCCAGAGACACCAGACUUGGUGGUGCAGCUGGUGGCAAACGGCAUGCUGUUCUUGUGUGUGAACUGCAUCGGGGUUUUCCACCUUUGGACCACUGAGCAUGAUCUCAGGGUAUCCAAUCAGAAGAGAGAGGAGUUCAGCGCCAUCCGCUCCCAGAAGGAAAUAAGGAAAUACCAGCAGGAGCGUCUCCUGCUGUCGGUGUUGCCACGUUACAUCGCCAUGGAGCUGAAAACGGAGGUGAUAAAGAGGCUGACCAAGCCCAAGAGCGACCAAGAAAAUGGCCACAACUUCCACAGCCUGUACAUACGCCAGCACAAAGACGUCAGCAUUCUCUACGCGGACAUUGUGGGCUUCACAAAGUUGGCCAGUAGCUGCACACCAGAGGAGCUCGUCGCCGUGCUCAACAAGCUCUUCGGCAGGUUCGACGACAUCGCCAAGAAGAAGGGAUGUCUUCGCAUCAAGAUCUUGGGCGACUGCUACUACUGCGUGUCGGGUCUGCCCGACCCGAUCCCGACGCACGCCAGCAACUGCGUUCAGAUGGGCCUGGACAUGUGCACGGCUAUCAGUAAACUGCGAGAGGCCACGGACGUGGAGAUCAGCAUGCGCGUUGGCGUUCACACGGGUAACGUCCUCUCCGGCGUGAUCGGCUUGCAAAAAUGGCAAUACGACGUGUGGUCACAUGACGUUACGCUAGCCAAUCACUUGGAGUCCGGAGGCGUUCCCGGGAGAGUUCACAUCACCGAGGAGACUCUGCGACACUUGAACGGAGCGUACCAAGUGGAGGAUGGCGACGGGGGGAGUCGGGAUCCUCUUCUUCGAGGAAGACGGACCUACUUGGUGCUGGACCCCAACAACUCCGACAGCCCGCUCAAAAGAUCCCAAACGGCAAACCUUCUCGGCACCGUUGAGAACAGGCAGCGGGCGUCCAUGCGCAUGUCUCAGUACCUUCAGUCGUGGCAGAACAUCCGGCCCUUCGCCGAGCUCAGCAAUCAUCACGACCGGCGCCCCGAGACGAUAAAUGCGGUCGAAGUGAACCAGCAGCAGUCGACUGCUGAAAGACCACCUUGUCAGAACACCUCCUCCUGCUUGGUCGUAGAUAACUGCGUGAGGGGGUCGCUGGACACGCUGGACACGGCCGGGAGGAGAGGCAAGAGGCUCAACUGUCUGACGUUGCUGUUCAACGACGUGCGCCUGGAGAAGCAGGUGGCGUCACUUGUCCAACAGGAAGUGAGCCCGCCGUGGCACCGCGGCGCUUUUAGUUUCAAAUGUUUGUUGGCGUGUUUGCGUUUCCAGUUCCGACUGUCAGAGGUGAAGGGCGUGCACCAGUCCAUGAGCUGCCUGGCUUUGGUGUUCGUCACCCUUUUUGCCGUCCAGAUGCUCGUCUCGGACAAGAAUUUUGAAUUGGCCGUGUCCUACAGCGCCACCUUCCCUGUGCUGGUGCUUCUUUUGUCCAUUGCGUUCUGUGGCUACUUGCAGAAAUGGCAUUCCAAGGUACCACCGCGCAUCAACUUGAUCUUGGGACUGUCUCGCGGCGUCUCCACGAGGGCGGCCUUGCGUCUGUUCAUCGUCUGCCUGAGUUUGCUCAUCACGCUGCUCAUGGCCAUCCUCAACUUUGUCUUCAUCCCAGGAAACAACUGCACGGAGGUUAGCGACAGGAGCGCGCUGGAGGGUCUCAAACUCUACACUGUGCCUUACUACCUGUACUGCUGCCUGCUGGCCAUGCUGGGAGUCAUCGUCUUCGUCAGGAUAUGUUUGUCGGUGAAGGCUCUGCUCCUCACGCUGGCCGUGGUGGUUUACUUGGCCCUCUUCCUCCACGUGUACGCCAGUCGGUCGUCCUGCCUCAUCAGCCUGCUGUACGGCAACGCCAGCAAGCCCGGUGUGCUGAAGGACCCUCAGAUCAUGUCCGGUGUUUGGCUGGUCAUCUUUUAUUUUGUCUGCAUCAUUCUGGCAAGACAGGACGAGCUGGGCUGCCGCGUCGACUUCCUGUUGGAACAUUGUUUUAAACUGGAACAAGAGGAGAUGGAGACGGUGGAGAAUGUCAACAAACUUCUCCUCCAGAACGUUCUGCCCCUUCACGUGGCCUCCUUCUUCAUCGGCAAAACUGUCCGCAACCAGGACCUGUACAGCCAGUCGUACGAGUGCGUGUGCAUCAUGUUCGCCUCCGUGCCUCAAUUUAAGGAGUUCUACACCGAGAGCAGCGCCAACAGGGAUGGUCUGGAGUGUUUACGUUUCCUCAACGAGAUCAUAGCCGACUUUGACGAGCUUUUAUCGAAGCCCAAAUUUUCUUCAGUGGAGAAGAUCAAGACCAUCGGCAGUACGUACAUGGCGGCUGCGGGGCUGACGCAAUCACUGGAUGACAGGAAGAAAUGUGACAUGUCCUACAGUCACGUGCGCUCCGUGGUGGAGUUUGCCAUUGCGCUCAUGGGCAAACUGGAGCUCAUCAACACGCACUCCUUCAACAGCUUCAAACUGCGAAUCGGCAUAAACCAGGGCCCGGUCAUUGCCGGAGUCAUCGGCGCUCAUAAACCGCAGUACGACAUCUGGGGGAACUCUGUCAACGUGGCGAGCAGGAUGGACAGCACAGGCGUGUUGGACAGGAUACAGGUGACAGAGGAGACGGCCCAGGUGGUCCAGAGCGUGGGCUACGGCAUCACACGGCGGGGGGUCAUCAACGUCAAGGGCAAAGGGGAGCUGACCACGUACUUUGUCAAUACGGAGCCGUCAUCGCCGCAGUUCUGACCGCUGUCGUUCGGUGCAGUUUGGAGGAGAGACUAUUUGCAACGAGUCUGCCGCAGUGCGCCGGCCAUAGCGGCGAUGUUGAUGUCCGGCGAUGCACAACGGGACGCCUUAGUCUUGGGGAUGAGACACUAAAUAUGAUCCUGAUCGUGCAACUGUGUCUGUAAUUGCAUAUGAGUAUUUGUCUUUUGACGGUUUGCAGAAUUAAAUGAAGGACAUUUUUUUUUUUUUGCUGACAGUGAAAUGGUCUACAUCACUGGUUGUCAAACUUUUUUACACAAAGUACCACCUCAAAAAAAGACUUAAAAGUGAAAUACAAUUGAGCUGUACAUAACACAUUCACUGCCAUUGGCGGCUUUAGAAGUCAAAUAUCCUUGUUAAGUGGGAAGGCUGGCAGCUAACAAAUGUAUUGUCAUGGAUUUAAAAAAAAAAAAGAUAAUAACAUUAUGCACAGUUUGUACAUUAAAUUCAGUGACUCACGCCUACUGCCACAAUGUCGUGUGAUGGCCAUGCUAGCUUCACUCAUGACGGGCAAACAUGCAGAUCUUUAAUUACUGUACACCGCUGAAAUAAACUCUCUAAAUUAUAAAAUCAGAAUUCCCACCAAUCACUUUCUUAAUACUUCCAAUACUUGAGUACAUUUAAUAUUGGUACAUUUUACUCAAGUAAUUUUCUGUAUUUUAAGAUACUUACACGUAUCACUUUCAUGUACUUCAUACGAGACCGUCGGCAGUACACCAAAGAAAUGUUGAAAUCGUUAUUAGAUUAUAAUUAUGUAAAAAGCUGUAACAUAUUUAGAUUUUGUAUAUUUUUGUGUGUGUGUUUUUUUUAACUGGAUAUUGUAUAUAAUGUGGAAAUACUAUUUAUGAACGAAUAAAAUUGAAUUUCAAAAAAAUGCAAAUGAUAUACUUGGUAGAUCAUGAGUUUGGUUUGGGUGUUAGUUUAAAAAAUGUCCAUUAAUCUAAAGGUGAAAUAAACUGUUAUGUAUGUUUAUUUCAAUAAACAAAUAUCAGUGGGUAUAAAUGCAAAUUA
Messenger RNA from Phyllopteryx taeniolatus (common seadragon), 5293 nucleotides. Its product is annotated as adenylate cyclase type 4-like. Gene Ontology annotation, biological process: intracellular signal transduction; adenylate cyclase-inhibiting G protein-coupled receptor signaling pathway; cAMP biosynthetic process. Gene Ontology annotation, molecular function: adenylate cyclase activity. The transcript is spliced from 26 exons. Lineage: Eukaryota; Metazoa; Chordata; Actinopteri; Syngnathiformes; Syngnathidae. The record is from RefSeq and is a predicted model, not a curated record. Bases 548 to 4264 code for a protein of 1238 amino acids. Gene Ontology annotation, cellular component: plasma membrane.